AUGGGAUCUCUACGAACAUUCAUCAAGGAUGUUCGAGCGGCCAAAACCUUGGCAGAAGAACGAGCUAUUGUAACGAAAGAAUCAGCAAGAAUUCGAACCAAACUUAAAGAUGACCACUUGGCAUCAGACAAGAAAAGGAAAAACAUUCAUAAACUACUGUAUUUACACAUUUUGGGUGAGAAAACUCACUUCGCCCAGGUGGAAUGCAUCAAUCUCAUCGCUUCAGAUGAUUUUCGUAACAAAAGGCUGGGCUAUUUGGCAGCAAUGAUAUUGCUGGACGAACAUCAAGAGAUUCUGACACUGCUCACGAACAUGUUGAACAACGAUCUCCAUAACGCUAACAGAUAUGUGGUAUCAAUGGCUCUUUCGACCCUGGGAUCACUCACAUCGCCAGAACUCGCUCGUGAUCUGUAUCCGGACGUUGAAAACAUCCUGGCCCGUUCCUCAGACGAUUUUUUGGUGAAAAAAGCGCUUCAAUGCGCUGCCAAACUUGUGGGAAGAGAUGCCGCUUUGUUGGAGAUUUUCUACCCCUAUGUCGGAACCAUUUUGAGGUCAUCUCAAUUGGGCACUCAUGGGGGCCUGUUGGGUGUUGCUAAACUAUGUCAGGCUGCUGUUCUGUGCCGAUCUGAAUACGAAUACGAGAAUUAUCCCGAGAUUUUACAUUCCAUAGUUGAUCAAAUUCCGGAAAUUUUCUCAAUCCUGCAAGACAUAAACUCCACUAGUUUCAGUCCCGAGUAUGACGUUGGUGGAACAUGCGACCCUUUUCUGCAAGUUGAGCUCUUGUACACAUUACGCCUAUUAUUCGAAAAAGCACCUCAAGAAACAUUGCAAUACAAAAACAAGUUGAGCGACAUUCUUACUCAAAUCGCCACAAACUCAGAUAGCUCUAAAAACUCAGCACAAUCCGUGCUUUACGAAUGUGUCCGCACAAUUUUUGCACUUCAGCUUGAUCAGUCGUUGAUAGUUCUUGGUGUGAAUGUACUUGCCAAAUUUUUGUCAGGUAAAGAUAACAACACCAAGUACGUUGCCCUGAACACACUGCUACAAGUUGUCCCUCAAGAACCAAACGCCGUCCAGAAGCAUCGGAAGUUUAUUUCGAGGUGUUUGUUUGAUCCAGACAUCUCGAUCCGGAUAAGAGCAGUGGAUCUCAGUUUUGCGAUAUUCAAUGAGACUAAUAUGAAAGAGCUAGUAAACGAACUUAUAUCUUUCCUAAAACUUUCCGGAGAGCAGGAUAGAGAUCUGAUUAUCAACAUCGUUGAUCAGCUCAUCAAUAAAUUCGACCUAUACGCGCUUGAUAAUGAUCUUUGGGCUAUUGAAAAAAUGGUUGAAAUUAUUAAGAUCGUCGGUCAAUACGUUUCCUUCGAGAAAGUCAGUGAUGUCAUGGUAAUGAUCAACAACUCUCAGGAUUUGGAACAAAAAAUGAAACUUAUUCAGGAGAUAAUAGAGCUUUCCUUGGGCAAACGGCAAGAAUCUCUUGAUGGCGAGAACUUGGGCUGGAGACUCUUAAGCGUUUGGUGCAUGGGUGAAUAUGGUGAUGUGUUGCUGCAGAAAGGCAUGUUCCUUGAUUCAGAAUUGACCACUUUUUUGUCUUUGCUCAAUGGAAUAUACUCCUCAAAUACAAAGCUUAUCAGUUACAUUUUGACCGCUGCUUUGAAACUGUCGUCGAAAAUUCAAAAUCCAUCUUGCGUUGAGGACUUACGCAAGUUGAUAGAUGGACACACUAAGGACACGAAUAUAUUACUUCAGUCCAAAAGUGUUCAGUACUCCGUAAUUUUGAGUCAACCGGUCGGUCAAAGACAGGAUAUAUUGGGAGCGAUGCCACUUUUCGAAAAGAGUUUUAGAAACGGUAAUAGCAAUCACAGCGAGAAGCCAAAGAUCAAAGUAGAGAAUCAAAAUGUACUACUGGAUCUUUUGGAAGGUACAUCUGACGCUACAGUCAAAAAUGGUUCACAAGCUUUGCUUGAUAUUUUUGGAAGUUCGUCUCAGGAGGGUGCUAUCCCCACUACAAAUACAAAUUCAAGUUCUUCCAUUUCAUUAAGUCUUCCUCAGGAUGCCGCUGAAACGUAUCAGUCUAACGAAAUGCAAGUUUUUUUCAGAACCGUUAGUGUGGCCCCUGCAGAAGCGCAAUUGGAACUUUACAUCCAAGGGCACGCUCAAAUUGACAAUUUGCAGAUCUUGGCUGCCGUCUCCAAGACGCAGAAGCUCACAAUGGGGCAUUUGUCUAGCGCCUCGAUUGCGGCAGGCCAAGUUUGUCGGCAAGACAUGAAAGUGAGUGGAUCAGGGAAGCUCAAAUUGAGGGUAAAGCUAGUUUACGAUGGAGCUUCUGGUACAGUCACGGAACAAUUUGACCACAAAUUUGAUCAGAGUUUGUAA
Lachancea lanzarotensis is the source of this 2373-nucleotide messenger RNA. It is a transcript of the gene APL4, whose product is annotated as LALA0S06e04126g1_1. Gene Ontology annotation, molecular function: clathrin-cargo adaptor activity. Gene Ontology annotation, cellular component: AP-1 adaptor complex; membrane coat; Golgi apparatus. Lineage: Eukaryota; Fungi; Ascomycota; Saccharomycetes; Saccharomycetales; Saccharomycetaceae. Bases 1 to 2373 code for a protein of 790 amino acids. The record is from RefSeq and is a predicted model, not a curated record. The transcript has a single exon. Gene Ontology annotation, biological process: Golgi to vacuole transport; receptor-mediated endocytosis; intracellular protein transport.